UUCCCGCGGCUCUGGGGGAAGCGGCCGGGAGACUCCAGGUGUCUGCUGGUCCAUGGGCUGACACCUUCGGUUCCGUGCCGCUUUGCUCACCUGCAGGUGAGAGGUGGGAUGGAGUGAAGUCAUCGGUGUGAGUCCGCCCGUGGGGAAAGGCAAGGCUCUUCUGGGGGCAGGAAAAAGGUGUAGUUGCUUUCUUUUGGAAAGGGAAGAAUGGAAGAGCUGUAUUACCCACUUGUGCUGAGCUGUGGCUUUGGUGUUGAGUUAGGAGCAUCAGGAAUCAUUUCCUAACAUGUUUCCAGUGAUAAUAUAUGUAUAUGUUAAAGGAUGAGGCAAGACGUUUUAGAGUUGAAACAUAGAAGUGAAACUUAGGGUGCAAAUGUAUUGUGCAGCAUUUUAUUUAGUGGUACUAUCUACUUUAAUCUUGCAUGCCCCGUCUUUACUUGGGUCCCAUCUGUCGCUCCAGUCUAGCUGUGAACUUCGCGUUUGUCCGCAGGUGUGAUGUGCAAGCUAUGUGCUGUGCCUCUGGGAGCAGUAGAGAGCGAGGACACCUGGCAUGUGCUUAUUUAAUUUGUCAGCUUUUAUCCCCAAGUGACCAGUGCAAAUUGGAUACUGCUAUCCCAAAUGAAUUGAGAUGGUGGAUAAAUGUUUCCCCUCCUACAGGGAAGGCCUGACUGCUAAGACCAUUUUCUGGAGUCUUGAUGCUGCCAAAGUACAGAAUGAUGGCCUCUCAGGAGCAGGUCUGGCCAGUCCCAAUGAAGGCAAUUGGAGCACAAAACCUUCUGACAAUGCCUGGAGGAGUCACCAAGUCAGGAUAUCUUCAUAAAAAAGGAGGCACCCAGCUGCAGAUCCUGAAGUGGCCACUGAGAUUUGUGAUUAUUCAUGAGGGAUGUAUCUACUAUUUUAAGAGCAGCACAUCUGCAUCUCCCCAGGGUGCAUUUUCUUUGAAAGGUUACAACAGGGUUAUGCGGGCAGCUGAGGAAACAACAUCAAGCAAUGUCUUUCCUUUCAAGUUAGUUCACAUAAGCAAGAAACACAGGACGUGGUUUUUUUCAGCUUCUUCUGAAGAUGAAAGAAAGAAUUGGAUGCUAUCCUUGAGAAGGGAAAUUGAUCACUACCAUGAGAAGAAAGAAACAGUAACAGAAUUCAGUGACUCUGGCUCUGAUGCAGACAGUUUCUAUGGCUCAGUAGAACGUCCCAUUGAUAUCAAGUAUACCCAUCAUUCAGCAGAUAAUGAAGAUUAUGACCAGGAGGAAGAGGAUGAGUCUUAUUUGCAGCCGGAUACUUCUGACAUAGUGAAAGAUGAUAUGGUCCUGCCCCCUGCAUACCCACCUCCGCCCAUUCCUCACGUCAGGAAAUCUCCCUACUCAGAAGCAAGGGCACAUUCCUACUCUGGCAAACCAACUGCACCAGUACCACCACCACCUCCUAAGAGAAGCUUACCUGAAAUCAAACUAGAGCCACCCCCUGUGCCCCCUUUACCUGUGUUCAAAAAGUCUGCAAGUGCCAAAGAGUCUCACCCAGUGCCUGCAGAGCCUCUGCCUCCAGCCCAAGUCCUUGCUCCUGCAGAAGCAUGCGAGAAGCUGAAAAGCUUAAACCUUUCCCCGCGGACUCCUCCUCCUCUUCCAGGCAAUAAACCCAAGUUGUCACAGCUUGCUGAAAAGCUAGCAGAGCCCAAAGUGUCAAGGGAACAUUGUAAACCUGGACUGUUCGUGCCACCAGUGCUUCCAAAGCCACCUGUGCCAAGCCACCAGCCCCCUGCGGUCAAGCCUAGAACAGAGAAAUCUUUAUGUCCCCAGUUACAGAGAUCACCACCAGAUGGACAGAGUUUUAGAAGUUUUUCAUUUGAAAAACCAGCACUACCCUCCAAGCCAAGCCAACCUGAUGAUGACUCUGAUGAUGAUUAUGAAAAAGUUGGGCUGCCUGUUUCAAUAUUUCUUAAUACCUCUGAAUCUUUUGAAGUUGAAAGGAUAUUUAAAGCUAGUAGCCCACAAGGACGACCACAAAAUGGAUUGUACUGUAUUAGGAACUCAUCUACAAAGCCUGGAAAGGUAUUGGUUGUAUGGGAUGAGCCUGCAGGAAAAGUGAGAAACUACAGAAUAUUUGAAAAGGAUGGCAAAUUUUACCUGGAUUCUGACAUCAUGUUUUUGAACAUGGGAAGUUUGGUGGAAUACUACAGCACUCAUGUCUUACCCAGUCAUGACAGCCUGAUUCUCAGGUGUCCUUAUGGUUACUCUAAGCCAAGGUGACAUGACAGCCAUGGUUCACGGACACCCUACUGCCCCUGAGGACAGGAUUCCUGCCGCUGUUGGGCAUCCUGCUGUUUGCACAAAGAAACUGACUCUGUUUCCACCAUUUUUUCUCACAUGAAUUGUUAUAUAAAUUCCAUUUAAUUAACUUCUGGUAAAACCUUAAAGUCCGGGUCAGUGGAUUUUAUGAUCUUUUCUUUUAUGAAGACCUGAACUGAUUUUUCUGUGAAAGCUGUCCAGGAUACCCACACCUUUUAUAAAACUGCUGCUAUUACUAACCUCCUUAGAAUGUCAAAGAUGAACAAA
Cyanistes caeruleus (blue tit) is the source of this 2549-nucleotide messenger RNA. The record is from RefSeq and is a predicted model, not a curated record. Lineage: Eukaryota; Metazoa; Chordata; Aves; Passeriformes; Paridae.